Molecule: messenger RNA, 5468 nt
Organism: Brienomyrus brachyistius
Lineage: Eukaryota; Metazoa; Chordata; Actinopteri; Osteoglossiformes; Mormyridae
Gene: itpkcb
Product: inositol-trisphosphate 3-kinase Cb
Exons: 7
Coding region: 2246-3118 (290 amino acids)
Biological process (GO): inositol phosphate biosynthetic process
Cellular component (GO): cytoplasm; nucleus
Molecular function (GO): inositol-1,4,5-trisphosphate 3-kinase activity; inositol tetrakisphosphate kinase activity
Source: RefSeq, a predicted model, not a curated record
UUAUUUUGAGCAGCGUUGUCAGAUUGUCAGCGUGUCCCAUAAUGGCAGCGUUAAGCCGCAGUCUGACCCUAAAAAAGGCUGCACGCAGGUCGAGCUAAAUUGGGGAUGUCCUCAUGCAAGUUCUUACUGAUCUGGGCCCUGUAGUGGAUCUCCUGGAGCACGGAGGAGGCUGUCCUUCCAAGAGAUCACAAAGCUUUAAUUCACAAGUACAUUCAGUCAUGUAUGGGCUUGCAAAAUUACUGUUUCUUUAGCUGGGGUUGGGAAGAAUACAUGUUACAAACUAAUUUAUCUCCUGUUGCCAAUGUAGGCAAGUUUAGUUUGUGUAUUCUCUGCUGAGCUCUUGGUGCAUUUUUAGGGUUUAAAAGUGCAGCGGUUGUAUUUUGACGUCAUCACAUGACGUUUUGAAUUGGAGACUGAACUUUGGGGUUUUGUGAAAUAAGAUUGAUUCGCGCUGUACUGGGAAUGAGACGAUGAGUUGGCUGACUGUUGGGUGACCGUUUUUUCAUCACAUACUCAUCUUCUGGUCUCUUGCUUCUACCAACAAUGUCUGUUUUUCAGCUUAUUUCAAUUUAUUGGUCUUGCUGUCAAACCAACCUGGAAUAUUUGUUCAUUUGACGUUCCAUUAUGGUAGUUACACUAUUUAAAAAAAAUAAAACAUUUGUACCUCUCUGGUUACCCUGUGAUUAUAAACAGAGAUGUAAACACUCCAAUCUCAGGACUAUACUGAUUUGAAGAACAUAAUGGAGCCUCUUCAUGGAGCAUUGAGGACAAAGCAGGGAAUCAACCUGGACAGGAUGCCACAGAACAAAGGAAAAAAAUAAGCUAUUCCACGUGCAUUUUUAUCAGAGACGCCUAGCAGUAUAUAGCAACAUUUUACAGGUUUAUAAGUUAACAUAGUAUCACAUGGCUGAGAAAUGUAAGGAAUGUCCAAACCUGAAAGGACGGCAUGUCUUUAUUGAUUUUGAUUAAUCAAAGUGUAGACUUCCUGCAUAGACUGCAAGGCUUAAUUCUUGUCGCAUUAGGAGUGUGACACAUUGGAUAUCAUCAUCUAGCAUUACUCACCCUCUCGCAUACUCGCACUCCAGUACACUCACAGGGUCACACCCAUGCAGGAUCUAGGAAGCUUUUUCCUGUGCAGACUUGUUAAGUACAUGUCAAUUUAUUUUUACUAUGUAAUUUUCUUUUUACCAUUUGCAUAAGCUUCCAUGGAAAUUAGACUGCGGUUUGUUUAUAAGCCGAGUAAAAUAGUAGUCGUGAGUGAAUGGUUUGUUUGUUCGGCGAUGUUUUACCGUACUGUGACUUGUUUGAGGUUCAUUGUCAGUUGACUCUGAGUCAGCAAAUGGCAGGAAUGAGUGGCUAAGUAACAUCCCGAGAUCCAUAGAAUGUGGGCUGGAGUGAGAGUGAUUGAGCACAUAGGCAUACAGUGAUCCAUCCCCGCCCAGCUCUGAUCUCUGUGUUCCUCAUUGUAUGAGCACAAAUGUAGAACCACAGUCAUUUACUGCACAGGUAUUGCUCUCUAUGCUCCUAUUGUCUCCCUGGAGGCCUUCCAGUUCUUUCCAGAUCGAUCGAACCAGAGAGCACACCGGCACCGCGUCCGUGUGUCAACGUACACGGGCUCUCAGACCGUACGCGGCGUGAGAAGUGUAAUGGAAAAUUGGGCUGAAGGUGCUUCCGUUGCUAGGUGACACCGUUUCCAUAUAUGGCGUUGUCUGUUUUUGCUCUCGAAGGUCUGCACCUCCUGCUCCUCCUGCUUUUGCUGCGCCCUCCUCUCUUCUCAAACAGCCUCAGGCCAGCUGAAGAAUUUAACAAACUGUGCAGCGGUUGCACCGUUUGGGGGGGGGGUGCGGACAGAUGCAGAGGAUCUCGGUCUCUUGGAAAAAAAUUCAGAGGGAGUUGCUGCACAUCUGGUAUCUUCUGACUUCUUGCGAUAGCAAAUGUGAGAUUAUUAUAUAUAUUUUUUGUAAGUAUGAUAUGAAAAUUAUGGAAGUCUGUGAGGGCAGCACAGUCCAGACUGUUUUGAAACCUGCCUCCUCCCAUCGGGCAGUAUAAGCCCAGCAGCCUGGCCAGGCCUGUCCCCCUCUCUUUUUGGCCCCUCCCUCAGUGUCCCUCCAUUUAGAUAAAGUCGUCUCGCACCGUCUCUCUUGCUUCUCCUGAGGGACAUUUAUACUCGUCGGACUGGUUUUGCACCACGAGCCGGGCAAGGUGGAUCCAUGUUUGCACCAAGUCGUGGAAGAAGCUGAAGACUAUGGUGCACUGCUCUCCCUUCACAGUGUCGUCCAAGAAGUGCUAUCCGUGGGUACAGCUCGCGGGACACGCAGGGAACUUCCAGGCAGGGGAUUGUGGGAAGCUGCUGAAGAAGUACUGCGAGUGCGAGCAGCAAUGCCUGCGCAAGCUGAUGGAGGACUGCCUGCGGCCCUUCGUGCCUGGCUACUACGGCGUCGUGCAGCAGGGCGAGCAGGAAUACAACCUGAUGGAUGACCUUCUAGCUGACUUCGAGUCUCCCUCUAUCAUGGACUGCAAGAUGGGCAGCCGGACGUACCUCGAGGAUGAGCUGGUGAAAGCGCGGGAGAGGCCGCGGUUGCGCAAGGACAUGUAUGAGAAGAUGGUGGCAGUGGACCCAGGUGCUCCCAGUCCCGAGGAGCGAGCCCAGCAGGCCGUGCUCAAGCCCCGCUACAUGCAGUGGCGAGAGACUCUCAGCUCUACCGCCACGCUGGGAUUCCGCAUUGAGGGCAUCAAGAAAGCUGACGGCACGUGCAACACAAACUUCAAGAAGACCAAACACAGGGAGCAGGUGAAACAGGCCCUGGAGGACUUUGUGCAGGGGAGAACCAAAGUCUUGAGGAGUUACCUGGAGAGACUAAAGGAGCUAAGGGAAGUUCUGGAGAAAUCUGAGUUCUUCCGGUCCCAUGAGGUGGUUGGCAGUUCCUUGCUUUUCGUGCACGACAAGACGGAACGAGCACAAGUGUGGAUGAUUGACUUUGGCAAAACUGUGCCCCUGCCGCCCCCCCUCACCCUGGACCACCGCACCCCUUGGGUGGAGGGUAACCGUGAAGAUGGCUACUUGUGGGGCCUGGACAACCUCACUGAAAUCCUGAGCUCCAUGCUGCCAGCUGCCUGAGAAGCUAACGGGGCAGCGUAGGCGAGGAGCUACACAGAGAGAUUGGUCCCCCAGCCGGAGAAGAGGAGGAUUUGGAGAACCCCCCCCCCCCCCAGAGACAACUCGAGAAAGGGAGGGAAGACUCAAACUGUGUGCACAACUAGGAGAAAAAUCAAGUUAUAAAAACUGAGCAUGUGCAGCCUCUACUCUCACUCUUGGGCUCACUGGUUCCCUCUGGUGGUAAGAAGAGAUGUGGCAUUCCACUGCACUCUUUCAAUAAGACAUUCUGAAUUUCUGAAGUUGCCUUAAAGAAAAAGGAAAAAAAAGUCCACGUGGACCAGUUGAACUGUUUUGUUUUUAAUUGUUUUACAGAUGCUUAUAACACUAGAACACUGGAAAAUGCGUACAGUUUUAUUUUUCGUGUUUUGUUUGAAUGUAAAUAGUUUUAUUUAAGUAUUUCAGCCAUAUGGAUUGUAGAUGAAUUGUUUUUCUGUGCUUUCUCUGUGGGAGUUUUUACAAGAGUCUUUUUAUUGCAAAGGGCGAGAGAACCAUUGCAGAGCUGUGUAACGCAUUGGGGAAAUGAGCUGGAAUCUAGACUUUUUAAGAAACUUGUCUAAGUCUUACAGACUCUUUGAGCGUAGUAACAAUGUGGUUAGAGUUCAAAAAUAAUGUCUCUUUUUAAACCAAUGUACACGCAUGCUGGGAUGGUGGCCCUGUGUCACCACCCUUAGGCUAACCAGGCUAUAUGCAAUAUGUUACGCGUUUCCAGCAAAAUUGUCUCUGCUUAGCACUGGUUUCCCGUUUACCAGUUAGAUAAAUCACACUAAGAUUUUUUUUUUUUCUGUCCAGGAAGCGCAACAGAUUUAAGUUCCGCACAUCACUUUUUCAGGUCGCCUUGCAUCAGUAAACUUUGACAGGCAAAAAUGGGACGGACCAUAUCAGUCAGAUCACAUACCUUGAAAAUGUAUAAAACUGGUAAUGAAAUUUCAAUGGGUGGGGAGUAUUUAGUUUACAGCUGUGGUGAAUGUACAUUUAGGGUUUAUUUCUGGAUGCCAAAAUCCUCUGUUGCAUGUUUAACCCAUUGUUUUGUCAUGCCUGCUGGAGCAAAACUGUACAGUGAUUUGUGCUCAUCUUUGGGCAAAAAUGCAGAACCUCUAGAGCUACAGAUAACAGCUUGUGUUCUUUUCCUAGUUUAUUCAACGGUAUAAAAUCUGUAUUGCAUGUUAUCAUUCGCGGCGGUUUUGAAAAAUCUUGUGUUCUGGGUUAGGGAGUUCCAGGGGUUUACCAGUAAAAACCAAAGGAUAAUGCAAGCCCACUAUAGCCCUGCUGCUUAGGAACUGAGGAUUGCAGAUCUGGGAUAAGUGUUAACUGAACCUGAGCUGGAGCAGCUUUUGACAGUGGCAAGAAUCUCUUCCUGUGGAACUAUGCUCUCUAGUAUGGCUGUGUUUUCCAUGUAUACAGAAAUGUGGUUUGUGUUUAGUUUAUCUAACAAUGUGUGUAAAGGCGUCUUAACUUCAAAGCCAUACUGGGUAUAGGUGCCACUCAGCUCCCAUGCUGUUACCAGCCUGUUUGUGACUUUGGAUUUAAAAUAUCAGUUUACAACUGGUCUGAACUGGUUAGAGAGGGAAGUUGAACAAAAGUAUAUAUGACUGUGACUUGUGAUCUGAAUUUUUGUAACUUCUGGUACAUUGUGACUGCAGACGGUUUGCAGAUUUAGAGGGAUUUAACAUCCACACCCCCCCCCCCACCUUGGAAUUCAGAGAUAUCUAAAGCAAUAUUUCAGGCUUUUUCUAACAGCACUAACUCGGGCAUUUUUAUUGUCAGUUUGACGAAAUGUGAAGGUUAUUGAUAUAAAUUCAUAAUGUAAAAUUCACAAAGUCACAUAAUUAACCCGAGGAUUGUGGGUAUCUUAGUCAUGUUGAAUUUACUGCUUUUGUAAAUGAUACUUUGUGUGUCUUUUGCCACAUUCCUUAACCAAGUGUUACAAAGCGAAGCACCUUUAUGUGUUUUUGUACAUCUCCGGCCGAGACCUCUUUCAGACAUUUUAAAACCAGGAAAGUGAUCCAACAUCAUUCCCCCAGCAGCUCCACAUCUCUGGAACAUCACUGAAUUGUUUACAAAUGGUGUUCUGUGUGUUGGGUUUUAUUUUUUUACAACACAUUGUAACCAUUGUUGUAUUAAUCGAACUGCAUGUCUGCGUGCAGGGAUGUGUAAAGAGGAUGUGAGACUCACAGCGAUAGUUUUUGUGUCUGUAUUCUCCUAUAUGCCAACCGCUGACCCACUGGACCGUGUUGUGGGUCAGAACAGAGUCCCCUGUGUGUGUGAGAGACAAAGUCUGAAUGUCAAUAAACUGGAUCUGUGAGCCUUAGAA